This is a messenger RNA of Paramecium tetraurelia, 2135 nucleotides long. RefSeq lists its product as uncharacterized. Lineage: Eukaryota; Ciliophora; Oligohymenophorea; Peniculida; Parameciidae. The transcript has 4 exons. The record is from RefSeq and is a predicted model, not a curated record.
AUGUCCAAUAACACACUAAAAAAAUGGAUGGAAUCAUUUAAUGAUCUCUUAGGCGAUCUCACCAAAAAGAUUCAACACUCCUACGAUAAGAGUAUCAAACAAUAACAAAAAGGAGAAGAAGGAUCAAAUAAUGAUUGGAUUAAAUAUUUGCCAUUAAAUUAACUUGCUUUUGAUAAUCAAGAUGUUUAUAGAAUGAAAUACAUAAAUGAUAGAUUUGUUUUAAGCCAAUUCAUUUUCUAGCAAAGGUAUGACGAAUAAGAAUACUAAGUUAAAUUAUUGAAUAAUGUUUCAGAAACAGAAAUAUUACAAGAAUAAUAUCGAAAUUCAAUUUUUGAGUUCUGUAUGAAUGAUAAUAAUGCCCUCCUUUUAAUAAAAUAAUCAGUCAAAACAAAUAAUAGUCGAAGUGAAUAGUAAUAACUUCUCUUAAUCAAGGAGGUUUAUGCAGGAUUUAUUCAAGAUGAUAAGCUAUAUCUUUACCUCAUUAAAAAUAUCAACCUCUGCUAAUAGGCGGGAUUUCAUCCACUAAAUCCCAAUUAUCUGGUUCUUCUUUAAGCAUCUCAAGAAUUGAAUAAAUAACACACUUAUCAAAAGGAAUAAUAAUUCCUAAUCUUUGAAACUAGAGAUCUCAGACAACCAAUUGUAAGAAUGAAUUUGAAUUCUGCUAUGAAUGGAAAUGCAUUAGCUUUUUCUUUUGCUUCAACAGAAGAUCCUAAUUCAUUCCUCAUCUACUUUUUAAAUAACUAAGGAAUCAUAUAUUAUUAUGAAUUCAUUCUACCAAAUAUGACUUUCAGACUAUAAACUAAAAUGUAUUUACAGGCAUAAAAGCAAGAAUUGGUUCAGUUUGUAAAAGACAAGUCAGAAAAAGAAUUCAAAAUCAAUUAUAACUUUACUACAUAGGAUGAUUAUCAGAAAGGAAGUAUUAAAUUUUAAUCAUUUUCAAAUAUAAAUUACUAAUUGCCAAAAAGUAAUUAUGUUCAAUUUCAAAAAUUGGCAAUUGCAGAUUAUUAUUUAUUCUUUAUUGUUUCUAAACAAGCCAAUGAAGAUAUUAUUGUUUAAGCAGUAAUUGGAAAAGACUUACAAACCUUAUAUGAAAUAUAUUAAGAUGAAAUUAGAUUUCCCAAAUCGGUUGAUAAUGAUCUCCUAAUAUCACAUCUACGUAAAUGUGAGUUGCCUAAAAUUGUGUAUUGUAGUGAGAAUGUAACCUAUGUAGUGUAAAAUCAAUUUGAUUUGCCUAACAGACAUCAACUACUUCUGCUUUAUCAUAAUUCAUUAAUUUCAAUUGAUUUUUCAAAUGUGGUUCAAUAUAAGUAAGAUUAAUCUCCUAUAAAUGUUACUUGCAUUGAUUUAUUACCUUUUUCAAGCAUAGAUUAAAGUUCAUCAGAAUAAUUCAUACUUUAAGUGUUAUGUCUGGAUCUAUACAAGUCCAAAUAGUUACUAUUAAGAACUACAAAUAAGGCCCAAAAAUAAACCUUUCAACUUAUACCUUAGAAAUUACUCUUGGGUUUGACAGAAUAAAAUUCAGAAAUCAACAAAAUUGCAUUAGAUUUCUAUUAAGCAUAAAAUGUUUAUUUGAUGAAUAAAGCUAUUUUGCAACAAUUCAAAAAAUAUCUUGUAGCUAUUAGUGAUAAGAGACUCCCCUAAUGCAAAACAGAGGAAGAUAUAAUAUCUAUCAAUGAAGAUCUUUCAACCGGUUUUCAGAAAUCUAUCAAAGGAGUGGCAAUCAAAAUUAAAUUAGAGUCUGAAAAUAUGUAUAAUGACAUUGAAUUAAAAAGAAAAGGAGACCUAACUCAAUAGGAGGAAAGAAAUCUAUAUCUAUAGAAAAAGAUAUCAGAGAAAAAUGAAAAGAUAAAUUCUCUACUUGAAAGAUUAUAAUCUACACCAUCGGCUGUAAUAAGAUAAUAAUUAAUAAAUUAACAAUAAUAAUCUGAUUUAGAGUAAUUUCAACUGUAAUUUGAUAAAAUUCAAGAACAAAUUAGAUAGAAUAAACGACAACUGGAGGAUUAAAUUUAAAUAAGUAAUAGAACAAAGUAAGAGAUUGAAGCCAUUUAAUCUAAUCUGAUUUAGUAAAUAUUAUAAAAAAAAGAUUGAUUUUGAUAAAUCUUAAGUAUUUUUGAUUAUUCAUAAAAUAUUGAUAA